Molecule: messenger RNA, 1959 nt
Organism: Passer domesticus (house sparrow)
Lineage: Eukaryota; Metazoa; Chordata; Aves; Passeriformes; Passeridae
Product: maestro heat-like repeat family member 5
Exons: 13
Coding region: 1-1959 (652 amino acids)
Cellular component (GO): cytoplasm
Source: RefSeq, a predicted model, not a curated record
AUGGACGGCACCUGGAAGGCGCGACUGCAGCACCCGCUGACUUGGACCUUUGCAGAGGCAUCUGUCUCCAACGUGCCCUCGAGGUCAGACAGCGGGAUGGCAGGCAGAGUUCUCAGCCUGUUCAGGAUGCUUCGGGGGAAGAAAAAGAAUGGCGCUGCAGCUGCCCCAGUGCAGCAGCCUGCAGAGCCAGAGCAGUUGCAACCACUGCAGGACGAUGCAGGAAAGGAUGGGACACGAGAACAGGAUCCCACCCGCGGACACUUCCGCAGAGCAGCGCAGGCACUGCGGAGGUUCCUGCGUGUUCGGCGCAGAAAGACCAGAGCCACUGCCACCGAGGGCACGGCCGAGCCCGGCUCCAGGCCCAGUGAGCUGCGGGCACGGCCUGGUGCCAGCGCGGCGUCCUCUGAGCAUGCGGCAACCUCGGUCAGGGCAACAGCUGCGGGCCAGGCGAAGGCUGUCAUGGCCCCAACUGAGGGCACGGCCAGCACAAACAGCAACAGAAGGACACCAAGGACUCGGGCCAUCUCAAAGACGAACAGCACGCCCACUUGGACUGGGAUUCCUGCUCCCAUUCCGGAUAUUUUUUCAUCUCAGCAGCAGGUGGCAGCCAGGGUGGGGGACAUUCACCAGAGACUCGUGUCCCGUGUCACUGCGGACACGGGGCUGGAAACAGACUUUCUGAGCCUGGCUGAAGAACACCCUGCUAAUGUGGUGAUGAGCCUCCUGCGCUGUGCCCCAUCCUGUGACAGAGCUGCUGUACUGAUGUGGAGAAGCAUCGGCACGUCAAGACCCGCAGUGCAGAAGGUGCUUCCAGCACUGUUCUCUGUGAUAGAGGACAGGCCACUGUACAGCAUGUUCUUCUACAGUGGGGAUAAUGAGGCCGUCUUUGCCCUGGCUGCAACUGUGGUGCUGUGGAAUAUUGCCCACAUGCCCGAGUGGCACGACGCAGUAGUCCUUCAUUCGGCCCAGCUGUUUGUGGCUCUGCUCUUCCAAGUUUUCUCCACCACAGAGCAGAUACCAGAAGAGGUUGAGGACUUCUGGAGAGCGUGCCAGGAGGAACACCGCCUUCCCACCAAGCCUAACAGGUUUGCAGUGCAGGCCGUGAAGGCUCUGCUCUGCCAACUGGGCUUUGAGAACAAGCUGGUGGCUCUGGAGUGCAAGCAGGUCUGGGACACCCUGCUCUGUGCCGACACCCAGCACUAUGCAGUCGGUCUGCUGGCCAGGGAGAUGCGCCGUGGCUUGGUCCCCUUGUGUUCCCGCAUGGCCUUGCACCUGCUCAGCCUGCUCAUUGGGAAGCAGCCACGCUGGCAUCUGCCUGCCCUGGCGUUCUUGGUGGAGCUCCUGGAGUGUCUGGACUUGAGCCAACACGGUCACAGUGCCCUGUCGGUCGUAUCCAGGCACCUGCCCAGCGAGUGCAGGGACAGGCUGCGCCUGGAGCUCAGAGGCCUCGUGGUGCUCAGCAAGGAGCCCUCGCUGAGUGGAGGAAUACGUGGCCUGUAUCAACACCUGCUGGAGCAGCUGGCUGAUCCCGAUGCAGAGAUGGCCGGGAUGAUCCUCUCCGUGCUUACAUAUAUGCUCCAGAAGAAAGACCUCAAGAUACCCGGCAUCACCGCCCUGAAGCUGGCUGAACCACUCCUGCCACACUUUGAGAAUGAGAGCAGCCAUGUGCAGCUGCUCUCCAUUCAGCUCUUCAGCAAGGUGAUGGAGCUGGUAGUGGAAGAGGGCAAAAAGCCUUUGACAAGAAUUGUGAGCCGCAGCCUGCUUCCUCUCUUCUUCUGCUGGCACAAUGAGAACCGGCGUGUGGCCAAGGCCUCUUUGGAAACACUAUUUUGUGCGGCCCGGUUCCUGAGGAGGAGGGACAUGGAGGAGCUGCUGAGGAAGGAGCAGCGGAUGAAGUUUGCCGAGCACCUGGUAAGGAGAGCCUGGAAGUGCCAGCCGCGGGCUGGAGAAGCCCCCUGA